Anopheles maculipalpis is the source of this 3702-nucleotide messenger RNA. It is a transcript of the gene Asap, whose product is annotated as arfGAP with SH3 domain, ANK repeat and PH domain-containing protein. The transcript has 15 exons. The record is from RefSeq and is a predicted model, not a curated record. Gene Ontology annotation, molecular function: protein binding; GTPase activator activity. Gene Ontology annotation, biological process: positive regulation of GTPase activity. Bases 28 to 3678 code for a protein of 1216 amino acids. Lineage: Eukaryota; Metazoa; Arthropoda; Insecta; Diptera; Culicidae. Gene Ontology annotation, cellular component: cytoplasm.
AUACAAUCCAUAACUACAAUCAUCACCAUGCCGGAGCUUAUUGGUGUCGGGGAGUUCCUAGAGGAGACUCGGGAGGACUACAACUCUCCGACAACGUCCACAUUUGUGUCACGUAUGGCACAGUGCCGGCAAACCAUUGCUGCACUAGAAGAGACGCUGGAUUUCGAUCGUGAAGGAUUAACAAAACUGAAGAAAGCUGUUAAAGCCAUUCACAAUUCAGGAAACACCCAUGUGGAUAAUGAGAUGUGCUUGGUGCGAGCACUGGAACGGCUCGGAUCGGUUGCACUGUCAAAGGAGGAACCGGACAUCGGAGCAGCGUUCCUGAAGUUUUCCGUAGUAACCAAAGAGCUAAGCGCAUUGAUGAAAACAUUGAUGCAAAACAUCAACAACAUUGUGAUGUUUCCCGUGGAUUCGCUGCUCAAGUCAGAGCUGCGCGGGAUGAAAGGCGAAAUGAAGCGACCCUUCGACAAGGCGGCCAAAGAUUACGAUUCCAAACUAAUGAAAAUCGAAAAGGAAAAGAAGGCACUCGCGAAGGAAGUUGGCAUGAUGCGAACCGAGGUAACACCGGCGGAAAUAGCGGAAGAAAUCGAGAAAGAGCGCCGUGUGUUUCAGCUGCAGAUGUGCGAGUAUCUUAUAAAAUUUAAUGAAAUUAAAACCAAAAAAGGAAUCGAAUUGCUGCAACACUUGGUUGAAUAUUAUCAUGCUCAAAAUAAUUACUUUAAGGAUGGGCUAAAAACGAUUGCCCACUUCGGUACCUACAUCGAGGAACUCAGUAUUAAGCUUCAAACCAUCCGUCACAAACAGGACGAAGAACGUCGGAAACUGCUCGAAUUGCGCACCCUGCUACGAUCUACGCCCGACUUUGACCGUGUGGAAAAUGUCCCCCCGGGCGAUAAAGGUGGUGCGGUCGGCUAUUCAUUGCAUCAGCUGCAGGGCGAUAAAAAUCAUGGCAUUACGCGCAGUGGCCACCUGUUGAAGAAAAGCGAAGGAAAAGUGCGCCGCGUGUGGCAGAAACGACGGUGCCGUGUGACGGCCGACGGAUUCCUAGACAUUUGCCAUGCGGACGAAACCAAAGCGCCGACACGGGUCAAUCUGCUAACCUGUCAGAUAAAACCGCUCGCCGACGAUCGAAAGGGCUUCGAUUUGAUUAGUUAUAAUCGCUCCUAUCACUUCCAAGCGGAGGAUGAAGCGGAUCAGAAAGCCUGGAUGUCGGUGUUGAUCAACUGCAAGGAAAAGGCUUUGGCGAAAGCGUUCCAGCAUGCCAAUCCGCAGAUGAGUCCGAGCUUAAUAGAGCUGCAAAAGACGGUCAUUAAACACAUACAGAACUUGCCGGGGAAUGAUCAGUGUUGUGAUUGUGGUUCCCGCAACGAUGUUACGUGGAUCAGUUUGAACUUUGGCAUUCUGGUGUGCAUCCAGUGUUCGGGCGUGCAUCGGGAUCUAGGCGUUCACCAUUCGCGCAUACAAAGUUUAACGCUCGAUAAUCUGACGACGGCUCAGCUGCUGGUGGCCCGUGCCAUGGGCAACAAUGCGCUGAAUGAGGUGAUGGAGGCUACCCUUGCACAGGGGAAGCUUGCGCCUGAAAGUUCUAUGGAGGAACGUUACGAUUUCAUUCGUGCGAAAUAUGUUGCCAAAAGGUACGUGAUGCGAACGUGUGCGGAUGAUCGAGAUCUUAGAAACGAUCUUGAGCAAGCCAUUAUCAACGCUGACCUUGGCCAGCUGUUGCAAGUUUGGGCGGAGGGUGCUGAUCUUACUUGUGUUUUGCCAUCUUCGGACUUUGGCGAAACCGCUCUUCAUUUAGCGGUACUGCGCGAGAUGGGCUCAACACUGCACAUAGUAGACUUUCUCAUCCAAAACAUGACAGCGCAGGGUUUGAACAAGCAGACCAAUCCACCCGGCCCGAUGGAAAUGAGUGGCAAAAACACUGCCCUGCACCUAUGCGCGCUGCACGAUCGUCGCGAAUGCAUGAAGCUGCUGCUCCGUUCUGGCUGUGAUUGCGAUAUUCGUAAUUCUCAGAAUAAACUAGCGCUGGAUAUUGCCAAAGAGAUGGGAAACGAAGCUUGCAAAGAAUUGAUUGAACAUGCCAUGAAGAGGGAAAAGAGUGCGUUUGACCAUAUUAACACAGACUGGAACAUACACGACGACGGCUCGACGGACUUUUCCGACGACGAUACGGCACUGAUGGACGAACGAAAAUCGCGCUCCCGUCCGCCAAGCUUUGUUGGGGGAGAUUCACCGGUAGCGUUACGAUCGCGAUCGUCCACGUGCGACUCGAUACAGAGUGGGUCCAGUCCGAGCUCGAGCUGCAAUCCGAAUGCGGUGCGCGAUCCGCGCCAGAUACCACCAAUCCCCUCCUCCGGUACGAGUCCAAAACAGUUCAAUACGUCCGCAUCAUUCUCCUCGCAUUAUGCUAGCGGCAGUGGCACUAGCGGUGGGUCGGUGUCGAACGUUGCACCCACCGCGACCGGUUCUAGUCCCAUAUCUAGCAGCACCGGUGGCAUCACCCGGCAGGGAGUUGCUGCCACGUCGCAACUAACCUCCACAAGCGUUACGCCGUUUAAUGUGUCCACCAGUAAAAAGCCAUCAUCUGUAAAUUUAGGCUCACUGAAGAAACGUACGGCACCGGCACCACCACCAACUACGUACGGAACAUUACCACACGCGCCACGCCAUUCGCAGAACUUGGAAAACGAGCUGUUCGGUGUAGCGUCCCAGCACGGCUUACAUGGACUGCAUCACCACCAUCAUCCGGAUAUGUACAGCACACUGCCACAUUUGCGAGGAUCCGAUCCGGCAUCGAACAGUAGCGCAUCGUCCGUCCCGGCCGCACUGCUGUCGAGUGAGAUUCGCGGUGGUUCGACGAAAUCCAUGCAGGCACAGCUUCAGUUUGAUAACAAAAUUUUCGACCGCUACGAACCGUACACUUCUGCUUCAGCGGCCGUAGUCACGGGUGGUGCGGGCGGCGGAAGCCGAGAUCCAAACUUCCUGAGCACAUUCACUGGUGGCCAUAAGCGGUCCCCCAGUGGCGAAUCACUUGGCCGAAAUUUGGCCGGUGCAAAACUAGUUCUGCCACCAGCUGGUGAAAUUCCGCAGCUAAAGCCUGUGUCCAACCGUCCCAAGCAAUCAAUCCCUUCUCAAGUGGCCGGAACAAUCAUAGGCAACUCAGAAAAAUCAACUUCCAACGGACAAUCUAAUGAAAGCUUGUCCUCCAUCGAUGAUGCUAUUGUUAUGAGACGGAAGACGAAAGGACCUACAGCAGCUGUGGACUAUGAUACAAGCAUGGAUGGAAUUGCGAAGGGAACGGUAUAUGCAGACUAUGAUACUUCUGGUAUACGAAUAAACACGCUAGACAACUCGGUUGCAUCCUCAUCCGGGGGUAAUAUCGAUUCUGCCAACAGUAGCUACAGUCGGAAUGAUAAGAGCGGAAGCACUGCAGGGUCAGCCGGGUUAGAUUCUUUUAACUUAUCCAGUAGAAGUUUUACCGGAGCAUUACGACGGUGUCGAGCACUCUACGACUGUAACGCGGACAAUGACGAUGAGCUGGAGUUUAAAGAGGGUGAAAUACUGCUGGUACUAAACGAACGAACCGAUGACGAAAAUUGGAUGGAAGGCCAAAUCGAAGGAGACAGCACGCGGCGGGGCAUGUUUCCAGUCAGUUUUGUACAAAUGAUGGACGAUUAAAGGGCAUUUCGAUUAGUGAGGGAG